This is a messenger RNA of Podospora bellae-mahoneyi, 2040 nucleotides long. RefSeq names its product chaperonin (gene HSP60). Gene Ontology annotation, cellular component: mitochondrial matrix; mitochondrial inner membrane. The transcript has 2 exons. Gene Ontology annotation, molecular function: protein-folding chaperone binding; ATP-dependent protein folding chaperone; ATP binding. The record is from RefSeq and is a predicted model, not a curated record. The coding region runs from base 1 to 1734 and encodes 577 amino acids. Gene Ontology annotation, biological process: apoptotic mitochondrial changes; protein refolding; mitochondrial unfolded protein response. Lineage: Eukaryota; Fungi; Ascomycota; Sordariomycetes; Sordariales; Podosporaceae.
AUGCAGCGCGCACUCACGAGAGCGUCGGUCUCUUCCCCGCUCAAGGCCGCCCGCGUCCGUUCCACACAGCAGCUCCGCUUCGCUCACAAGGAGCUCAAGUUCGGUGUUGAGGGCCGCGCCGCUCUCCUUCAGGGUGUCGAGACUCUCGCAAAGGCCGUUGCUACCACCCUCGGUCCCAAGGGUCGCAAUGUCCUCAUCGAGUCCAGCUUCGGCUCCCCCAAGAUCACCAAGGACGGUGUAACGGUCGCCCGCGCCAUCUCCCUUAAGGACAAGUUCGAGAACCUCGGUGCCAAGCUCCUCGCCGAGGUCGCCUCCAAGACCAACGAGGUCGCCGGUGACGGUACCACCACUGCCACCGUCCUCGCCCGCGCCAUCUUCGCCGAGACGGUCAAGAAUGUCGCUGCCGGCUGCAACCCCAUGGAUCUCCGCCGCGGUAUCCAGGCUGCCGUCGACAACGUCGUCGAGUACCUCCAGAAGCACAGCCGCGACAUCACCACCUCUGAGGAGAUCGCCCAGGUCGCCACCAUCUCGGCCAACGGCGACGAGCACAUUGGCAAGCUGAUUGCCAACGCCAUGGAGAAGGUCGGCAAGGAGGGUGUCAUCACCGUCAAGGAGGGCAAGACUCUCCUCGAUGAGCUCGAGGUCACCGAGGGUAUGCGCUUCGACCGCGGCUUCGUCUCCCCCUACUUCAUCACCGACGCCAAGGCCCAGAAGGUCGAGUUCGAGAAGCCCCUGAUCCUCCUCUCUGAGCAAAAGAUCUCCUCCGCCAUGGACAUCAUCCCCGCUCUCGAGAUCUCCAACAAGCUCCGCCGUCCUCUCGUCAUCAUCGCCGAGGACUUUGAGGGCGAGGCUCUCGCCGUCUGCAUUCUCAACAAGCUCCGUGGCCAGCUCGAGGUUGCCGCCGUCAAGGCCCCCGGCUUCGGUGACAACCGCAAGUCCAUCCUCGGCGAUCUUGCUGUCCUCACCAACGCCACCGUCUUCAGCACCGAGCUCGAUGUCAAGCUUGACAAGCUCACCCCUGACAUGCUCGGCUCCACCGGCUCCAUCACCAUCACCAAGGAGGACACCAUCCUCCUCAACGGUGACGGCAGCAAGGACUCGAUUGCUCAGCGCUGCGAGCAGAUCCGUGGUGUCAUGGCCGACCCCACCACCUCCGAGUACGAGAAGGAGAAGCUCCAGGAGCGCCUCGCCAAGCUCUCUGGCGGUGUUGCCGUCAUCAAGGUCGGUGGCUCCUCCGAGGUGGAGGUUGGCGAGAAGAAGGACCGCUUCGUGGAUGCGCUCAACGCCACCCGCGCUGCCGUUGAGGAGGGCAUCCUCCCGGGCGGUGGUACUGCCCUCAUCAAGGCCUCCAUCAACGCUCUCAAGGACCUCAAGCCCGCCAACUUUGACCAGCAGCUUGGUGUGAGCAUCGUCAGAAACGCCAUCACCCGCCCUGCCAGAACCAUUGUUGAGAACGCCGGUCUUGAGGGCUCGGUCAUCAUCGGCAAGCUCCAGGACGAGUAUGUCAAUGACUUCAACAAGGGCUUCAACAGCGCCAAGGGCGAGUACGUUGACAUGAUCUCUGCCGGUAUCCUUGAUCCCCUCAAGGUUGUCCGCACUGGUCUCAUUGAUGCCUCUGGCGUUGCUUCUCUUCUUGGCACCACCGAGGUGGCGAUUGUCGAGGCCGAGGACAAGACGCCUCCUCCCAUGGGCGGUGGCAUGGGCGGCAUGGGCGGCAUGGGCGGCAUGAUGUAAGAUCACAACAGCAAAAGCAAAAGCAAUGGUUUUAUGAUUUUGGGCGACUCGGUUUUGGGGGAUUUCUAAAAAGGGUUUGGGUGUUAUCGGAUCGUACAGUGUGUGCCAUGUAAUCUCCUCUCUACUUUCUCUCUCUGUCUUGAUAGCUGCAUAUUCCCUUACGGCACCAUGGUGGCAUUGUAUAUUACGAUCACACUGGGUUAGAGUAGAGGUAACAGACCACGAUGUAAUGAUAUUUCAAAGAGUUAACUGUGCAGCGAGUGUGCUCACUUUCAGUAUGAGAGUGAGAGUGAGAGUAUGACUGAA